UUAAAAGGUGGGUUUUGCUUUACUAUUUCAAAUUAAAUUGUACGAGUAUUUUAACAAUUUCUUGUUUUAUGACAGAAAAUGUGACAACAUCAUCAGGUUUAUGCAAAAUGACACACUUGCAGAAUGGGAGACAUAACUUCAAAUCUCACAGAUCAGAGGAAAAUGCACUACGACUUCCAAAAAUUGACAAUAAUUCUUAUAGAAAUAAAGGACAGGAUGCUCACUAUUCGAGUUAUAAACCACCGUACGUUUAUGACGAAAAUCAAAAGCUUAAAGAUGAAAUCAAGUUCUUGAAAGAAUAUCUAUGGAGGCAGACUGAUAAACAUGCUAAAGAAAUCAGGCUUUUAGAAACGCUCAGUAAGGAUAUCAUCGAAUUACAGACAAAUGAGAUUCAGAAGUUAGAGACCGAGAAACGUAAUUUUGAACGGAAAAAUUAUGAGCUGGAAAAAAUGCUGAACAACAAAAAUAAUGAAACAGAUGACGAAAAAGAGGUUUGGUUUCAGGAAUCCAGUAAGCGUAUUUCUUACUUACAGAAUGAAUUGGAGAACUCUGUUAUCAAAAUAGAAGCAAUGAAAAGUGAAAAAAAUGAUGUAGAAGUUAGGUUAACCACAUUUAUUCAGGCGUUAGAGAUUGAACUUGAACAGUGUACUCAGAAAAUCAAACGGCUUGAAAAGAAAAUAGAUGAAAGAGAGAAACAACUGACUGAAGCAAGGAACGAAAUAUUGUUGAAGAAAGGCAUUGCAACUCAAAAUGAACGAAAGAAUCAUCAGAAUGUCAAAAGAGCAACUGAACUUCAAGACGAAAUAAAUAGACUGAAUGUUAGACUACAGCAGAUGUAUACAACAUUAAAAGAUACAGAGGUUGAGCUUAGUGAAACAAAAACCAGACUUAGUAAAGCAAUGGGAGAAAGACUGACGGACAACAAUCCUAAUAUAGCUGAUCUCAACGACAGAAAUCGUCCUACAAAACUUGCAGAAAGAUAUGCGGAACUGUAUGACAAUCAAUGGACUGAGGCAUUUGACGUUAUGCUAAAAGAACAAAACGAUGAGCAAGACACCAUCGAAACACUGCUAAAAUUUCUUCAGGAUGUCGAAAGUUUCUGCAAAACCAAAGCACGGGAACAAAUUGAAAAAUUGAGACGUGUGCUGGAAUUUUCCGACACUCAUAUAGAACGAGACAUUGCACCAAACGAACAAAGGAUUUUGAAAGAUUGUCGAAAAGCUAUGUCCAGCUCUUCUAUAGACAACCUUUAUCAGAUGUAUGUGUCCUAUCUAAAGGGGUCAACAGACAAAACAGGAAGGUCAGCUUUAAAUGUUCAAGACUUUACAAUGGAAUGUCUUACAAUUUGCUGGUAUAUGGUGGUCCAGGAUCCACCUGUUUCGUUGGCUCAAGUGGCUGAAAAGGGUUCGAUAUUCAACCCGGACUUAUACAAAGCAUACACAAGAAGUGGCACACACGUUGAAUAUGUUGUCUGGCCACCGCUUCUUUUAUACGAAAAUGGUCCUGUAUUGAUGAAAGGUGUUGCCCAAGGAUAUCAGCAGAUUAGAAACCAUAUUCAACAUGAUUUACGCAAAUAUAACGCAUUUUUGUAUCCAAAUAAAGACUUUAUUGAAGAUCGUUAUGAUCGAUGCCAGAUACCUGAGGAUUAUGAUGAUUCAGGUAUUUUCAUGGAUGACAGCUGGGAAUCGAUCGUCGAAACCCGAAAUCGAUCAACAUCAAAACAGUCGGGGUUUAAGGUAUUACAAGAACGUGAUAAAGAAAUUAAAGAUUUGACUGACAAGCUUAUGAAGAAAGAACGUCAAUGUCAUGAAAAUCAUGACAACAUAUCCCGAUUAGAAAAGCAGCUUCUGAUUGUACAAAAACAGCUAAACGAUAGCGAAUCUAAAAUCAUAACGAUCAAAAUUGAAGAUAGAACGAAAAUUGAUAAACUUGAGGGGGACAUUGAAGAUCUGAAACGCAAGCUCAGUGUAGCACAAACACAUGUUUCGGGAUUUACAAACAAGGCAAACCUCAGAUGUAACUUAAACGCCGAAUCGGAAUAUACAAGAGAGAACAAAAAUAACUUGGUUAAGAUGAAAUUGAAAAUAGACGAAUAUGAGAGAGAAAUUAAACUUCUAGAGAAAAGUAAUAAAGAAAAAGAAGUUCAAUUGUCUGCUGUGAGGAAUCAAUACAAUGCCUGUUCAAGAGAACAACAAAAGAUGGAAUCAGAUUUAAGGAAAUCAUUAUCUUCAUGUCAGCGCGAUCUAGCUCUUCGUGAUGGCACACUCAAAGAUCUUGAAGACCAAUUAAAGAAAUAUAAAGGCAUUUCAAGCGGAAGUAACAUUGAACGCUUUGAGCACACAGAGAGGAGUAGCACUGAGAUUAAAUGCAAAAUUAAACUUUCGGACCAAGAAAUGAUAAAUCCUGGACAAGAAAAAGAGCACCACGAAAGCCUCACAAAAUUGCGUUCAGAGUGCAAAGACAAAUCGCAAAAGAUCUCUGAUCUUGAAAGGCAGCUUAAUGAAGCAUUACAAAAACUAACUUACAAGACGGAAGAGCUAAGAGCUAAUGCAACUUUACAUAGAAACGAGAUGAGCAAUGUCAAUGCGGACUAUACUCGUCUUAAGACCCAAUCCAAGGUCCAACAAAGGUCAAUUUCGUCUCAUGAACUUACAUGCAUUGAAUUGACCGAAGCGAAUAAAAGUCUCCAUAAGAUGAUAGAAGAUAAUGAAAAGCAAGUCCGUCAACAAAGGGAACAGCAACAAGAGGCUUUGAAACAGAUGCAAGAAAGAGAAAAGGAAUUAGUAAUGAGAAUCGAUUUGCAAAAGAAAGAAAUUCUACGUCUUAAAGAUGAUUUGCAUAGGAGCAAAAACGCCUUAAGUCAUCUUGAAAAAUCAAUGCAAAGCAAGACUCUUGAGAAAAAGAUCUCUGAUCUUGAAAGGCAGCUUAAUGAAGCAUUACAAAAGCUAAAUAAUAAGGAGGAAGAGUUUAGAGCCAAAGAACCUUCACAUAAAAACGAAGUCAGCAAUAUCAAUGUAGACUACACUCGUCUGGAGACCAAAUCCAAGUCCCAACAAAGGACUAUUUCGUCUCAUGAACUUACAUGCAUUGAAUUGACCGAAACGAAUAAAAGUCUCCAUAAGAUGAUAGAAGAUAAGGAAAAGCAAGUCCGUCAACAAAGGGAACAACACCAAGAGGAUUUGAAACAGAUGCAAGAAAGAGAAAAGGAAUUAGUAAUGAGAAUCGAUUUGCAAAAGAAAGAAAUUCUACGUCUUAAAGAUGAUUUGCAUAGGAGCAAAAACGCCUUAAGUCAUCUUGAAAAAUCAAUGCAAAGCAAGACUCUUGAGAAAAACACAAACGAAGUUAAAGCUGACACUGACCAAAGAAAGAAAAUAGCAGAAUUGACAAAACAACUUCAAGAGGCGCGUACAAAGCUUCAUGACACCGAGACUGAACUCGCUGAAACUAAAUCAAGACUAAGCAAAGUUAUGGGUAAUAGGCUGACUGACAACAACCCGAACAUCACUGAUUUGAGUGAUAGAAAUCGUCCGACUAAACUGGCUGAAAAAUAUGCUGAGCUGUAUGAUAAUCAAUGGACAGAUGCGUUUGACGUUCUAGAAAAAAGCUACCAUAGAGAAGAAUAUGUUAUUGAAACUCUUUUACAUAUUUUACAGGAUGUAUUUACAUUUUGUUUGAAGAAGGCAAAAGCACAAAUGAAGAACUUAGGACAGGAACUCAAAUUUGCCGACAGAGAGGACAAAGGAGAUGUCACUGUCGAUGUGCGAAAACUUUUAAAAGAGUGCAGGAAGGCCGUGGGAUUCACAGAAAACUUACCAAAGAUGUAUCAGUCGUAUCUAGAACAGUCUACAAAUGACAGGACUAAAACAGCUCUAAAAGUCCGUGCAUUCACAGCGGAAUGUUUGGAAAUGUGUUGGUUUAUGGUGAUCCAAGACCCACCUGUUGCCUUCGCUCCUCUACUCAGUAAAGGCUCAAGUUUUGACACCGAUUUCUACAAACCGUACACCAUCAGUGGAGCAAAGGUUGAUUUCGUCGUAUGGCCGCCUCUCUUAUUACAUGAGGGCGGUCCAAUUCUGGCAAAAGGCGUGGCGCAGGGUUGUGGCAAGAAAACAGCUUCAUAAGUGACUUUCUCGGCUACAAACUGAUAACUUUAUUAGUAAAAGUUUGUAUUCCUUUCUCAUUAUUAUAACUCUUUAAAAGGUGUUUAACUUUUGAAUAGAGUUUUAAGAAUGAUCAAAAUGCACAAGUUAUAAUAGAAAUCAUAGACAUCUGAUGUUUUUUAUAAUUAUUGCUAUUAUUUAGUGUUACAUUGCAAAUCAUUAUAUUAUUCAUUCUAUAAACAAACAAUUAUUGCACUUGGUGUAAGUGGACCAACUCACAUGACAUACUGCACAUGUGUUUAACAUGUUUAAAUCUAUGCACUUAUUUACAUGUAUGCUGUCAUUAACAUUUAUGCUGUCAUUUAAAUCUAUGCUGUCAUUUAGAUGCAACUCUUUGUUUAUACUAGUUUAUUGAUUCAUUGCACAAGUACUAGACAGGAUAUGAUUUUUUUAUGAGUUUGUGAAUUGUUUUACAAAUUUGUUGAGACAAAAGACCCAUUCUACCAGAAAAUGAGACAAAAAUACUGUAUAAUAAAAACUUUAAGUCUAUACGGUUUUCACUGAAGAAGUUUGCGAAUGAAGUGUUGAUUUUAUAUCUUCUAAAGGUGAUUGUUAUUCAGACUGGAGGCAACGUCUCCGAUACGUAGAAUAGAUUUCGCUAUGUUAAAGGAGGUAUAGAUCUUAUAACUAUGACAUAUAUGAAGAAAACAUUUUAUGGUUGUAUCUAUUUUUGAAAACUCUACAUUUAUCAUGUCCCUUAGUUUUAUUGCUUUAUACCUAUUCUUGUUUUUUAUUACUAUCAUUCUUUAUGAACUUCAAGGUAUCAUAGCUCUUAAUAUGUAACCUUUAGGAUUUAUUUUGGGUAAAGGUAAUUUGAUGCGUUACCAUCAUUUUGAGUAUCUAAAUAGGCUAGAAUUACUCUCAACUGCAUUGACAUUGAAAACAUGUUUUCCUUUUAUUUUCUUUUAAUUUAUUUUUUAUUUAUUCCUUUUUUUUGCAUUUUUUUGUAUAUCUCAGAUCCUUUAUAGAAUAAAAAAUUAGAUUUCAAUAACAUAAUUAGUAUAGGUAUUAAUCGGAAAAUAAGGCUAAAUUUAGAUAGUCUAAGAUAUAGUGUCGCUUGAUAAUGUUAAAACUAAUAGUAAAAGGAUCUUAUAUUUGAUAUGGUAAAGUAUUGCAGUUCUUGGAAAUAUUGGUUAGUUAAUAGUUAUAUUUGUAAUUUUAGGCACUCUUAGCAGAAGAAUCGUCAACAGAGUGUUUAGUUUGUUUGUUUAACAUUUUAAUACACAUUUCAAACAUUUGACUAAAACAAUCAUAAAGAUUGUUUGGUGCAUAAGCUGAACGUUUUAAUUUGUUUCUUAACGUGAAUAAAGUUACGUAUCUGCAGCAAAACUUAUUGUUUGAAUUAAAAAAAAUACUUCCACAGUAUUACAGUAAAUUGCCUUUAAAUGAAUAGCGCAUACACGAAAUUGUUGUUAAACGUUAUGUUUUUGCAGUGUUUUUUCUCAUUAAAAGUGCUAUUUA
Molecule: messenger RNA, 5618 nt
Organism: Ruditapes philippinarum (Manila clam)
Lineage: Eukaryota; Metazoa; Mollusca; Bivalvia; Venerida; Veneridae
Product: putative leucine-rich repeat-containing protein DDB_G0290503
Exons: 13
Coding region: 69-4118 (1349 amino acids)
Biological process (GO): mitophagy by internal vacuole formation; mitochondrial protein catabolic process
Cellular component (GO): mitochondrial outer membrane
Source: RefSeq, a predicted model, not a curated record